This is a messenger RNA of Dermochelys coriacea (leatherback sea turtle), 4596 nucleotides long. Its product is annotated as zinc finger protein 251-like. NCBI's taxonomy places the organism in Eukaryota, Metazoa, Chordata, Testudines, Dermochelyidae. Bases 1455 to 2441 code for a protein of 328 amino acids. Gene Ontology annotation, biological process: regulation of DNA-templated transcription. The transcript is spliced from 5 exons. The record is from RefSeq and is a predicted model, not a curated record.
CGUGGCCCCUGGAAGCCCAAAUCCCAUUUGUCACCAGCCCAAUGUAGGAGUGUCCACCGAACGGGAUUCACUGAUAUAAACUAAAUUGAUUUGAAAACAGAUUAAGGAGAGGGGGCUGCAUGGGAAGUGAAGGAGGGAAUCAGCGUUCACACAGGGGUUUAAUGCACUUUACCUUCACACCUUAAGUUAAUCUGGCCUGAUUUCCCAUGCAGACGACCCCUCAAUUAAAACCAGUGGAAUUUCUGGGGCUGGACCAGCCCUGGGAGGCGCUGUCUCUAACUUCAGGGAUAGCCGUGUUAGUCCGGAUCCACAAAACCAACAAGGAGUCUGGUGGCACCUUAGAGACUCACAGAUUUAUUUGGGCAUAAGCUUUCGUGGGUAAAAACAUCUGAAGAAGUGGGGUUUUACCCACGAAAGCUUAUGCCCAAAUAAAGUCUUUAAGGUGCCACUGGACUCCUUGUUAUCUCUAGUUUAUUCAUUUCACUGGUUGCUACCGCAAGAGGGCUCUGCUUAUUGCUACAGAUGGGUGCAGGCAGGGAAACAUCCCUGUCCUGUUUGCCGGCUGGUGAACUUCCUGGGUCAGACGCUGCUGCUCAGCCUCCAUUGUAAGCCGGGGGGGCCUGGGCUGAGCUGAGCUGUUGCUGCUCCCCAGCGCGGUCUAUACAAGCCCAGCCCGGCUGAGGGCUUUCUGCGGUGGCUGGAACCAGCCCCUGGGGCAGCCCCUGAGCCUGCAGAUGAACUCACAAUUACGGUAAAUUUGUGGGCCCAAUUAUCACAACACCUCUUCGGUUCCCAUGGAGGCUUUCACCCCAUGCAGUCCCAAAAACUCUGGGUAAGCAUCCUCUGUAGGGGUUGCUUCCCCCCCCCCCCGGGACUGUCUGUGAAGUAGGAAGGUGGUGGCUUUCUAUCCUGUGAGGGGGGUAUAGAAAUUUUAAGAAUCCUCCAGGUCCUCCAUCCACCUAGCACUCCUUUGCUUUAAUCACAACUCCUCAAAUGUUGUUAUAAAAUCUCUUCAGGAUUUGGUUCACAUCUGCUUGCUGUCUUGAAACUGCAGGAUUUCUGGGUUUGGAGGAAACAUAACUUCGGUUGAGCAGCAGAGAGAGGAAAAGCCAGUUCCUGGCUCUGCCUGGUCUCCGCGCUGCUGGGGGAAUGUCCUGCCCUGGGGACAGUGUUGGGGGAUCCCCCAAAGCGGCUUCUUUGAUUCUGCUCUUUCCUAGAGUUUGCUUCAGAGAUUUUUUUUUUUUUUGUAACUGGGAGGGUUUGUCCUGGUGGGUUUAGUCCUGUGGGAGGGGCCAGGUCUGCCCUGUAAUGAAGUGACCCUUUUCCCAACAUUGCAGAAUCCAGAGUGUCUGUCUGUAGGGAAAGAGCCUGGGAGGAAUCGGGGUGUGAAAUGAACUAACACCUCUUCUGGAACCUGCCCCAUCGUCCUUCUCACCCUGACAGGCUGCAGAAUCAUGUCCACAUUUCGCUGCAGAUCAUCCCCCUCCGCCGGGAGACAGGGCAGGGAAAUGACUUCUGCACAGCUGGUGCAGGAUGCAGCACUGCUCACUGAGAUGCCGGUGAUCUUCGAGGAUGUGGCUGUGUAUUUCACUGAGGAGGAAUGGGCUCUGCUGGACUCCAGUCAGCGAGCCUUCUACAGGGAUGUCAUGCAGGAGAACUAUGAGAACGUGACCUCGCUGGGAUUUCUGAUUUCCAAACCUGACAUGAUCUCACAGCUGGAACAAGGGGAAGAGCCGUGGGUCCCAGAUCUCCAGGACUCUAAGGAAAACAGGAUCCUAAAAGAUUCCCGCACAGCAGGUGACUGGAUGGUGAGUGAGAAUGAGGAGGAGACUCCCCUGCAGAAAGCUCCUAAACAAGUGGAGUUGCAUGGAAUGCUAUUGGGAAGAUCCACAGUGGAUGCUCCUGCACAGGGAGAAGCUGGUGGGAGUCAGCUUGGAUCAAAGGAGAAGAAGGAAAACCACACAGGGAAGGGACAGAGCAAAUCCACUCCCCAUGAGGGUGGUUCCAGAGACGUUCACAAAACCACAGUCCAGCAGACCGGAGAGACACCGAAAAUAUGCCAGUACUGUGGGAAAAUCUUCAGCUACAACUCACACCUCACUAGACACCAGAGAACCCACACAGGGGAGAGACCCUAUGAAUGCCCCGUCUGCGGGAAAAGCUUCGGUCAGAGCUCGCACUUGAUUGUACACGAGAGGAUCCACACGGGCCAGAGACCCUUCAAGUGCGACGAAUGUGAGAAAAGCUUCAAUAGCAGCACGCGCCUCGUUGGACAUCAGAGAUCCCAUAGGAAGAAGAAACUCUAUAAAUUCCCUCUGUUGGCUAGAGCAAAUACCGCAUUUCCCAAUUCCUUCAGUAUCCAGCUACCUCUCUCUGGGGUCAGGGGGCAGCUGCAGGUGCCUCUGGUCUGCUCAGUGAAUCUCUGGCUCUGCCUCCAGUAGUAAACCCCAGGAAGUGGAGAAGCCCUGAUCAGUUUUUCCUCAUUGCUGCACUGCCAGCCAGGUGCAGGUAGAGGAAAGAAGAACACAGCUCCCCUAGCAACUCAUCUCCCUGGACUCUAAUCCCUUUCCACUAAUCAAUUGCUUGAACUAAGCCACCUUUCUCACACCAGAGACCUGACUCUACACCCUCUACGGUUAGGCUGCCCCUCCCCCUUAUUGGAGCUAUUUCUGGUGGGAUGGGUGUCCCAGGGGCCCUUCCCUUACAGACUUUGGGAGGAAACUAGGGAGAUCAAAUGCUGGGGAUUUAAGAUCAGAAGGGACCAUCACGAUCACUUAGUCUGACCUCCUGAAUAUUUCAGGCCACAGAACCAUCCCUCUAACAGUCCCCUAACCUCUGGCUGAGUUACUGCAGUCCUCAAAUCAUUCUUCAAUCCUUCAAGUUACAGAGAAUCCAUCAUUUACAUUAGUUUAAAUCUGCAAGUGACUCAUGCCCCACGCUGCAGAGGAAGGCAAAGCCCUCCCAGGGUCUCUGCCAAUCUGAUCCCAGGGGGAAAUUCCUUUCUGACUCUAAAUAGGGCAAUCAGUUUGACCCUGAGCAUGUGGGCAACCAGCCAGACACCUGAGGAAGAAUUCUCUGUAAUAAGUCAGUCCUCCCCAUCUAGUGUCCUAUCACCAGCCAUUGGAGAUAUUCGCUGCUAGCAGUCACAGAUCAGUGAUGUACCAUUGUAGGUAGGCUCAUCAUACCAUCCCCUCCAUAAACUUAUCAAGCUCAGUCUUGAAGCCAGUUAGGUUUUUGACCCCACUUGGAAGGCUGUUUUGAGAACUUCACUCCUCUGGGGGUUAGAAGCCUUCAUCUAAUUUCAAGCCUAAAUUUAUUGAUGGCCAGUUUAUAUCUAUUUGUUCUUCUGUCCACAUUGAUGCUUAACUUAAAUAACUCCUCUCCCUCCCUGGUGUUUAGCCCUCUGAUGUAUUUAUAGAAAGCAAUCCUAUCUCCCCUCAGCCUUCAUUGGGUUAGGCUAAACAAGCCAUGCUCUCUGAAUCUCUUCUCAUAAUCUGAGAUUCCUCAGAUCAUCCUAACUGCCCUUGUCUGUACCUGGUCCAAUUUGAAUUCAUCUUUCUUAAACAUGGGAGACUAGAAUAGCACACAGUAUUCCAGAUGAAGUCUCACCAGUGUCUUGUAUAAGGGUACAACCACUUCCCUGUCUCUACUGGAAAUACCUCACAUGGGGCAUCCUAGGACUGCAUUUCCCUUUUCCAUGUCACAUAGGUGGGUCAUAGUCAUUCUGUGAUCAACCAAUACACCCAGGUCAUUCUCCUCCGCUAUCACUUCCAAGUGAUAAGAGGGAUGAAGUGUAGAGGAAACAAUGUUUUUGAGCAAAAGGAAGAUAGUAGGUGGGCAGAGGGAUUUGAAUCAGCCAAUGAUAAGGGGCUGAGACUGGAAAACACUCUAUGCUAGUUGGUUAUAGCUCUUUAUUGCAGAGAGGAACUGUGGGCAGCAUGAGGAGAACAGGGGAAGGUACUUUGUGCCAGGCAGCACAGGGACUGCAGUUAGUCUGCAGUGAUCGGACAACCCCUGAAGCUGUCAAAUAGACUCUGCUCUCUGAAUCCAGAGCUGCAGCCCUGAGCGGUUUGCUGUUUCUGAUGUUCAGUUGAGACCACAGCAGAGCACGGUGAACUAAAGGGGUAACUAAUGAAUAACCUGGGGCUCUACCUAACUGGGAAUCUUCCAGAGAAAUUGGAGAUCAACUUUAAAAUCCUUCUCUGGGUGUACUUUGGAUUUGCAACAAAUGAAAUCUGCAGAGGGUGGGAGGGGAGGUCUUUGGCUUAUGUUUAUUUCAGAGGAAAUACUGAAGUUAUUUCAGUAAGAGCAAUUAUUCCAAUUCCUCUGAAUAUCUAUUUUCAGAAUGGCUGUUGGUCACAGUCACUGCCAGUCAGAACUUCUCAUUGUCCUCUUGGAGGACUAUAGCUUUUGCUGACUAGGAUGCAGAGAAGCUGUGGCUGUGAGAACAUGCUGGUGAUGGGAUGUGGUAAACGAGGUUAUUGUUUCUUUGCUGUACGGAGCCUCUUUCAGGUGAACCCUUUAUUCCCUCUCCCAGAAAAGUCCUGAGAUCACGUUUCAUCAUGCCUCUUGGGGUGAAUAAAAUUUGCGUAUUUA